Molecule: messenger RNA, 1892 nt
Organism: Notodromas monacha
Lineage: Eukaryota; Metazoa; Arthropoda; Ostracoda; Podocopida; Cyprididae
Source: the annotation of a GenBank genome assembly
AUGAGGUUGGACUUGCGGGACCUGCGGAAACACACGCAUUAUUACGGAGGGUUCCAUGACAAGCAUCGAGUGAUUGCCUGGCUGUGGGCUGUGUUGGAACGGGAUUUCUCGGAGUCUGAACGCCGGUUGUUCCUCAAGUUUGUGACUUCAUGCAGCUGCCCGCCGCUUUUGGGCUUCUCGCAGCUGGAUCCUCCAUUCAGCAUUCGCUGCGUAGAAGUUGGGGAAGACGAGGACACGGGCGACACGAUCGGCAGUGUCCUGCGGGGGUUUUUCACGAUCCCGCGUCGAGGAUCCAACCGGGUUGGCGGGGAAAGUCGUAAUGCCGUGUCAUCUGCGGGGAGUGCUUCUGCCGCUGUGCGGCUCCCGACGUCCUCAACGUGUUUCAACCUCCUCAAGUUGCCCAACUACCACAAGAAGGCAACGUUGCGUGACAAAUUGCGGUAUGCGAUCCACAGUAACACUGGAUUUGAGCUGUCGUGAUCCCUCGUCGGUGUGGCGAACAGGAUUAUUGUCAUUAUUUUUUUGUUUUCGGAGGAAUUGUGAUGAUGAAUGAAGUUUUCUCUCUUUUACUACCGCUCUUGCCUAAAGUCCCUCUGAAUCCGCCGCCGCCUUUGCGAAUCCUGUCUUUUAUUUCAACGCCUGGCAUAGUCAUUCCUUCUUGUGUACAGUACCAUCAUUUCAGCUAUGUCCGUUUCCGGGAAAAGCUGUUUUAAAUAAUGCCUAAGGUGUUUAAUUCGAUGCUCUUGACAAUGAUUGUGAUUGUGUUCGACUUGGUCUCUGUCGCGUCUCGGAAUUUCUAUUGAUACACUAACCUUGUAUUCUCUUAUCACUCUCAGACUGUAGAUUGAGGAAGGAUACGAUUGACUGGUGUAGGGGUUGUAGACGGGGUGGGAGGAUGGACGUGCCUGCGGGCACUGGAGUGAAGCGUCGAGUGUCGGAAGAUGUUGAAAUGGCCGAGGGUAUCGGCAACUUUAAUCCGUCGUGCUCAUUUGCGGGCCAGUUGGCACCUCCUACGAAGCGUCUUGUCACUGACAGCAAUGAUUCCUCCGACAUGGAUGAUCCCGAUCACCAGGAGCGCUGCAGGGUUGAUCCCUGGGACCACGAAUUCCAAGUUGCUGGGAAGAAGCACGUCAUUUUUGGAUUGAAAUCGGAUACGGAGAAAAGCAGUGGCGAACGCUGGUUCUUCGGUGACGUAUCGGAUUGCGGGGACGAUGAACUCGACGACCUGUUCGUUUUGCCGAUUCCAGACACCCUCAAAUGUGUUUAUUGCAAAUUGGACACGACGGGACGCUACGGCUCGUGCCGUAAGUGCUACAGCGAGUGGAAGGUUAGGUUCGGAGGACCUCCGCGUAUGAAGAAAAGGCCUGCCCCGGACCCACACGCAACCCUGGGAGUGCCACCGGAAGAGCUUUGCGUCGUAUGCAUGCUGGAGCGUAAAUGCCUGGUGCUGGUGCACGGGCGAACGGCCCACGAGUGUGUUUGCUACGACUGUGCUUCGCGUCUCGUUGCCCGUCCGAUCCCCAAGCGUCGCUGCCCCGUCUGUCGCAAGAUAUUCACGAGCGUCAAGGCGAACGUCAACAGCGUCAGACCCAAGUGAUACGUCGACAUCUGCAUCACCUCGUCAUCGCUUUUCUUUUCUCUCUCUCUCGGUUUUUCUUUUUUAUUAUAGUGGAGGAGAGUACAGUACUGUAAAAGUGACUUACGUUUCCAUUGCCAUGAUGAUCUGCAAGUGUCUUUCUCGCCUGGGAGCGAGGGAUAAUUUUGUGUGUGCGAUGGCGCGAGGGAAGUUGGCGCGGGCACCAGUGAACAGUGAGAGCAAGGAUGUUCAGAUUGAACAACGAAUGUGAUGAAACGAGAAAUGAAUGAACCCUUGAAUGCGAGCGACGGGAACA